Messenger RNA from Homarus americanus (American lobster), 846 nucleotides. Its product is annotated as vegetative cell wall protein gp1-like. NCBI's taxonomy places the organism in Eukaryota, Metazoa, Arthropoda, Malacostraca, Decapoda, Nephropidae. The record is from RefSeq and is a predicted model, not a curated record. Bases 1 to 846 code for a protein of 281 amino acids. The transcript has a single exon.
AUGCCCAGCCCUCUGCUCCCUUAUCUCAUGCCCAGCCCUCUGCCCUUAUCUCAUGCCCAGCCCUCUGCCCUUAUCUCCUCAGCCCUCUCCCUUGCUCAUGCAGCCUCUGCCUUAUCUCUACCCAGCCCUCUGCCCCUUAUCUCCAUGCCCAGCCCUCUGCCCUUAUCUCAUGCCCAGCCCUGCCCUUAUCUCACUCCCAGCCCUCUGCCCUUAUCUCAUACUCAGCCCUCUGCCCUUAUCUCAUGCCCAGCCCUCUGCCCUUAUCUCAUACCCAGCCUCUGCCCCUAUCUCAUACUCAGCCCUCGUCUCAUGCCCAGCCCUCUGCCCCUUAUCUCACCUCAGCCUCUGCCCUUAUCUCAUGCCCAGCCUCUGCCCUUAUCUCAUGCUCCAGCCCCUGCCCUUACUCUCACCCAGCCUCUGCCCUUAUCUCAUACUCCAGCCCUCUGCCCUUAUCUCAUGCCCAGCCCUCUGCCCCUUAUCAUACAGCCCUCUGCCCUUAUCUCCAUACUCAGCCCUCUGCCUUAUCUCAUACUCAGCCCUCUGCCCUUAUCUCAUGCCCAGCCCUCUGCCCUUAUCUCAUGCCCAGCCCUCUGCCCUUAUCUCAUCUCCAGCCCUCUGCCCUUAUCUCAUACUCAGCCCUCUGCCCCAUCAAUGCAGCCUGCCUUAUCUCAUGCCCAGCCCUCUGCCCUUAUGUCAUACUCAGCCUCUGCCCUUCUCUCAUACUCCAGCCCUCUGCCUUAUCUCAUGCCCAGCCCUCUGCCUUAUCUCAUGCCCAGCCUCUCCCUCUCUCUACUCAGCCUCUGCCCCUUAUCUCAUGCCCAGCCCUCUGCCUUAUCUAUCACCUAG